GUCACUUGGGAGCCGUUUGACUACGUGCCGGAAGUGAAUGAAAAGGACAACGCGGUUUGCGACGUCACGUAUCAAAUGCAAAAAUGUCUGGGUCUGGAAACUUGUAAUGCUAAAAGUGAAGAUAGACGAAGAGAAAACUAAACUAAAAGUGAAUGAUAGACGGACUGCAUUACGCAGCUACGCAUGACAAUUUUUUUGGCCCCAUGUCUUUACGUAUUCCGCAUGGCAAACUGCCUUUUCGCGUGACAAGUGAGAGGGCUCUUUCGUGUCUAUGCAACACAGAUUCUCGAAUCAUGCCCGACAAGCAUGAGAAACUUGCGUUCUUCCAGACCCAGACACUUUUGCAUUUGAUAUCACGAAGACGAAACUUCUAACUUCCUCCGCCGAGUGCCAAGCCGCAGCUGCUACGAUGACGACGAGAACCGGUGGGGUAAUUGUUUACACCUGGGCGGGCACUUUGACGACUGCGGAUGAGCCGUUAGGUUGUUUGUUCUUUACCGCAUCGAGGGAAAUAAAGUACAAUUUUGGCGCAGCGACGGGGAUUCAGACAAAUUUUGCUUUAGGGAAGCAGUUCCGGAAGGCGGUUUGCAACAUUCCGUCGAUCAAUUUAAACACGAUUUCCUCAAC
Molecule: messenger RNA, 627 nt
Organism: Amoebophrya sp. A120
Lineage: Eukaryota; Dinophyceae; Syndiniales; Amoebophryaceae
Source: the annotation of a GenBank genome assembly